CCAUUUAUCCUUAUGUGUACUUAAAGGUUAGGUAUUGGGAUUGAUACUUGUUAUAACUGAUUCGUCAUUGUAACGUAAACAAGAAAAAAAAGUGAAAAUUAAACUAAUCGAUCACAAAGUUUGAUUCCGCUCCUCUACUUAAAUAGAGUUGACGUACAAAAUCGAAACUCAAUCAUAUUAUAUUCAAUUUGAUUCGAUCAGGUUCAAUAUCCACCGACUUGCGCCUCUGCUCCCUUCUAUAAAUAAUUAGAUGCCCAAAACGUUGCCACACUCUCUAGAAUGCCAUAAACAAAAACCUAUAACCAGCUCAACACAGGUACUAAUGGACAAGGAGACGCCAUUAACGGAAGUUGCUGAAGUGCUUCACAUGAAUUCAGGGACGGGAGGAACUAGCUACGCCACGAACUCCUUGCUUCAGCAAACGGUGAUACGGAUGACGAGGCCGAUCACGGAGGAGGCGAUAAGGAAACUCCACACGUCGAUGAGCUUCCCAGCAAAACUAGCAGUCGCCGAUUUGGGCUGCUCGUCCGGGCCCAACGCUCUCUUCGUCGUGUCAGAUCUCAUCAAGUUCGUUGGCCGAUUAUGCGACGAGCAGGCCCACUGCAAAUACCCUGAAUUCCACGUGUUCCUCAACGACCUCCCGGGGAACGACUUCAACACCAUCUUCAGGUCCGUACAGAGCUUCCAGGAAAGGCUGAAUUCAGAGUACUCUGUGUUCAUCAAUGGAGUUCCUGGCUCGUUCUACGGCCGGCUUUUCCCAGCCGACAGCCUUCACUUCGUCCACUCGUCCUACAGCCUUCACUGGUUGUCUCGGGUACCUGAACAAGUAGUGGAAGCGAACAAGGGGAACAUUCACAUGGCUAGAAGCAGCCCUGAAGGUGUUUUGGUAGCGUAUUACAGGCAGUUUCAGAGCGAUUUUGGAUCGUUCUUGAAGUGUCGAGCGGUGGAGCUGGUGGCCGGAGGGCGGAUGGUUUUGACGUACCUUGGGAGGAGAAGUGAAGAGCGUGACAGUAGAGAGGCUGGUUAUAUCUGGGAGCUUCUGUCCAUUGCUCUCAACCAAAUGGCCUCCCAGGGAAUUAUAGAUCAGGAGAAGUUGGACAGCUUCAACAUCCCACAAUACAUGCCGUCGCCGACGGAGGUGGAAGCGGAAGUAAAGAGACAGGGAUCCUUCGCCAUCGAUCGCCUGGAGGUUUCCGACGUAAGUUGGGCUGUCUGCAACGGCGAGCUCAGCGGCACAGAUGAAUGCAACAUGGAAAACGGCGCCGGAUACAACGUGGCAAACUGCAUCAGAGCGGUGGCAGAGCCGCUACUGGUCAGCCACUUUGGUGCCGGCGGGGUAGAAGUUAUCGACGAGGUUUUCAGGAGGUACGCGGCCAUCGUGUCGGAGCGAAUGGCCAAUGAGAAGACCGAAUUCGUCAACGUCAUUGCCUCACUCAGUAAGAAGUUGGCGAGCCCAGCCCACUAGCCCACGUUUAAAUAUUCUUCGGCCCAAUAUAAUUUCACUGGGCCAUAAUGAAGGCUCUUAAUAUACUUGCUUGUAUUUAAGGCUCGUUUCGUGCAUGAUAGGACCAGAUGCUAAUGUAGAAAGCCCAAAGUCAAUUAAAUAGAGCACCAUCCGAAGCUAUGAGUAAGAAUGUAAGAUGGGCUGAGUUAGACCAAUAGAUCGUGGUCGAACCGAUCCACUCGAAUUGAUUUACUGCAAUCUGUAUUGAUAAAAGUUGUCCGUCUACGUGGACUGCAACUAGGUGUGCAGUGACCGGGUUGAUCUGCAUCGGACCAAAUCAAUGUAUGGACUAUAUCAUAUCGAAUCUAAUAUAAUACACUUUGGUUC
This is a messenger RNA of Linum trigynum, 1831 nucleotides long. Lineage: Eukaryota; Viridiplantae; Streptophyta; Magnoliopsida; Malpighiales; Linaceae. The record is from the annotation of a GenBank genome assembly.